CCCGGUCGGGAAGGUGAGACAUUCCGGAUCGUCCCGGGGAAAUCAGGAGGUGGGAUCACCUUGCUCCAGCGCCAUGGGUGUGAUAGGUAUACAACUGGUUGUUACCAUGGUGAUGGCCAGUGUCAUGCAGAAGAUCUUACCUCACUAUUCUCUAGCUCGCUGGCUUCUCUGUAAUGGCAGUUUGCGAUGGUAUCAGCAUCCUACAGAAGAAGAGUUACGCCUUCUUGCGGGAAAACAACAAAGGGGAAAGAGCAAAAAAGAUAGGAAAUAUAAUGGUCAUAUUGAAAGUAAGCCACUAACCAUUCCAAAGGAUAUUGAUCUUCAUCUAGAAACAAAGGCAAUUACAGAAGUGGAUACUUUAGCAUUGCAUUAUUUUCCUGAGUAUCAAUGGCUGGUGGAUUUCACUGUGGCAGCUACAGUAGUGUAUCUAGUAACCGAAGUCUACUACAGUUUAAUGAAACCUACACAAGAAAUGAAUAUCAGCAUUGUCUGGUGCUUGCUUGUUUUGACUUUUGCAGUCAAGAUACUGUUUUCGCUGACUACACACUAUUUCAAAGUAGAAGAAGGUGGUGAAAGAUCACUUUGUGUUACCUUUGGAUUUUUUUUCUUUGUCAAAGCCAUGGCAAUCUUGAUUGUUACUGAAAACUACCUAGAAUUUGGACUUGAAACAGGUUUUACAAAUUUUUCAGAAAGUGCGAUGCAGUUUCUUGAAAAGCAAGGUUUAGAAUCCCAGGGUCCUGUGUCUAAACUUACUUUCAAAUUUUUCCUGGCUAUUCUGUGUUCACUUAUUGGUGCUUUUUUGACUUUCCCUGGGUUGCGGCUGGCUCAAAUGCAUCUGGAUGCCCUGAAUUUGACAACAGAAAAAAUAACACAAACACUACUUCACAUAAACUUCUUGGCACCCUUACUUAUGGUCCUGCUGUGGGUAAAACCAAUCACCAAAGACUACAUUAUGAACCCAACUUUGGGUAAAGAAAGUGUUCCUUUGAUGACAGAAAGUACUUUUGAUACUGUGCGGUUGUGGUUGAUCAUCCUCCUGUGUGCUCUGAGGUUGGCUCUGAUGCGCAGUCACCUGCAAGCAUACCUGAACUUAGCCCAGAAGUGUGUGGACCAGAUGAAGAAGGAAGCCGGCCGAAUAAGUACCGUUGAUUUGCAGAAAAUGGUGGCGAGAGUGUUUUAUUACCUUUGCGUAAUUGCUCUGCAGUACGUGGCACCUCUGGUCAUGCUGCUCCACACAACCUUACUUUUGAAAACACUAGGUAAUCAUUCGUGGGGGAUUUAUUCCGAGUCUAGCUCUGACUCUCUAGUGGAGAACCAUCCAUUCUCUGGUUCUGUUCACUCUGAAAUACCAUCUACUGAUGAAAAAAUGAAGGUAACUGUUACGCAGAUAACAAUGGCACUGGGCAGCCUAAAGACCAUCUUCACUCCUCUGCUCUUCCGAGGACUCUUGUCCUUUCUGACCUGGUGGAUUGCUGCUUGCCUCUUUGCCACAAGCCUUUUUGGACUUUUCUAUCACCAGUACCUAACUGUGGCAUAAACUAAUCAGCUAACAAAGACAACAACAGUAAAAGAUAGCGAAGGCAACCUAGUUUGGUGUCCAUGUGCCUUUGAAGAAAGGGCUGAGGAAAAUCAGAAGAAAGCAGAAAGACUGAAGAAAAAUACAUAUCAUCCAAGUAGCUUCUUUUUUUUAAUUCUUCCUCUGUCUUCUCAGGGUGAAUUGAUGUUUUAAUGUUUAAAAUCACAAGUUGGUUUAUUACUUUUGUUAUGUAAAUAGGUGAGUAACUUUUGAAUCGUGACAGUAGGACUGUGACUUUUCUUUCUAUAGAUAAAUAUAUAUACACAUAUCUAUGUGUGUAUAUAUGUGGUUAUGCAUGUGUAUGUACAUAUGUGUGUGUACACACGUAUAUACAUAUAUAUGUACCGAUGUAAGAGGGCUAUUUAAAUGCUUGUGAUACCUUGGUUUACAGUAACACCUAACUGUUCUUGAAAUUAUGUUUAUGAUUUCAGUCAUUGUCUGAUGUCUUUUAAUGGUACUAAGGUACUGGUAAUUUUAAUGGUGGCUGUCUAGAGAACAAUCUUGAAACUGAGCCAUACUUGGGGGGAGACAAGGGAGAAACAAAUAAACUUCUGUUGGAACUGUUUUAGUUGCUCUUCCAGAUAAGUAACAGCAACUACAACAAAUCCAACAGGAAAGAAGAAACAGCUGCUGUAUAUUACAGCAAAGGAAGCAGUAGCGUAUUUUAAUUUAAUGGAGAUGUAAGUGCAUAUUAUCAGCAAGCAUUGCUGCCUGAGCAUAGCAGGAAUUGUUAUUUUAAAAUGUACAUUGUCUUGAUCUCUGCAGUUCUUUAAAACAACAACAACAAAUGGCCAUAUGAACAAUUGCUUUUAGCAGCUUGCUGCUAAGAUUGGAUCUCACAAAUUUGGAUGGGCCUCAAUUUCUGCGUUUUUCUAUAUUAUUGGACAAAUUUAUCUUAAAACACUAUAAAAAUAUUUAUCAGCACUGAUCAAACUUAAAAAUAUUUCUUAGUCCUGCUGAAUACAUAUAUGUAUUGUACAUAUUAUAUAUUAAGUAUAUAAUAUAUUGGAGCUAUAAAAGAUGAACAUAGAGAAAUCUUAUUUUAAGCUGAUUGUAUAUCAGAAAGGUGAUUGAAUGGAGGUACAAACGUGUUUAGAAGUUUCAGGCUUUUUGAAUGAAAAUUAAAAGUCAUUUUUGAAAGUUCAGCAGAAAGCUGUUGGUUUGUACUGCUUUAGGACACUUUAGUUUCUUAAAAAUGUUUGGCACUUCUUAGUUGAACUUCACUCAUAUAUUGUAAUCCUUACUCUGUCGUUUGUUAUGUUCCUUAGAGUAAAAGCUUCAGAACCCUUUAUAUUAUGACCAAUAAUAAAAAUUUCAUUUGAAUCUUUAUAAAUCAAAUCUUCCUAAAAGAAAUAAAUAGGACUUUUAAAAAUGUCUUAUCCUGUAGUUUCAGAAGCAAGAAAUAAUCAAAUAUUUGAUAAAGAUUUUAAUUCAGUUAGGGGUUUUUUUAAAUAUAUAUAUACAG
Molecule: messenger RNA, 3041 nt
Organism: Trichosurus vulpecula (common brushtail)
Lineage: Eukaryota; Metazoa; Chordata; Mammalia; Diprotodontia; Phalangeridae
Gene: TMEM161B
Product: transmembrane protein 161B
Exons: 12
Coding region: 74-1537 (487 amino acids)
Source: RefSeq, a predicted model, not a curated record